UCCAGUUGAGACCAGUCUCUCCCAACUGUGCGGUUCUACUGGGGGGCAGGGGAGGGAGAGGGAGGAAACAAACAAAAGCCUGGGGCGGUCUGGUGAGGAACCCCCGCAGUGAAACCAGAACCACUCCUUAUUUGUUACUUCCAGGCGUGCUGCCCACGCGUUUUGUUGUUAGCUUCACAAUAGGGGCCGCUGCUAUUCAGAGAGUUAAGCUUAUAGGCAGGUGAAUGCCAGAAGGUGGUCCCCACCAGGCAGUUUUCAGAGUCUGAGAUUGCAUAUAUUCUCCACGCAGAAUGCAACCGCUGUCUCAGAAAUGCGCCCGAAAGUCAACAGGUAGAGAAAUAAGGCGCUUCUGAAAGUUAAGGCCUAUCUAUACUCAGACUUCAGCCGAGGAAAGUGCUGCCCCCACAGCUGGGUUACCUCCCUUCUGAGAUCAGAGUCCCUCACAACCCCUGUUCUCAUAAAGCCGCCCAGUGAGUGAGGUGGUGCUCCAGCCAGGUCAGGAUCAAUGUCAACGACUGUUCUGACCUCUGAGGCAGAAACACGUUUUGAACCCUUAGCAUUCCUAGACCUGCACUAUGCUUCCGGCCUGGUUAGUCCUAUUUACCUAGAGCAAUUACCCAAAAGAGGGAAUUCGGCUCCUUUAUAUGGACGAGGAAACUGAGAAUAUCGAAGACCACAUAUUGACUCAGGCGAUUCGAAGCAAGAGCAGCAGGCACCAAAGUACUUCAUCUGUCUUUCAGAUACCUGUUGUCUGCAGCCACUGCAGAGGCCGCAAAGGCAAAUGCGACCUGGACCCUGCCCUCAGGGACUCGCAGUCUAACUUGACAACCAGGUGGACACACAAAGCCUGCCAUACGUAGCACUAGGUGAGGGGGAGUGACAAGUGGCAUUGCUAACGGAGCAAAUUCAGAGGAAGAGGACUUCCGGGCUAGGCGAUCUGGCAGCGAUUCCUUGGAGGACGUGGUAUUUGAGUAGAGCCUUGGAGAACAGUUUUCCAUUCGUGGAACUGAGGAUGGAAAAGGCACUCCACGUGGUGAGAACAGCUACAGUAAAGACAAGGUGGGAUUUGACACGUCGCUCAUAAUUCCACAGAUACAGCAUUAGUCUCCUGAGGAAUCCACCGUCCGCCGUUUACUAGCCAGGAAGUUUUCCUGCCCCGAAGCAGCUGGAAAAGUCAGUCCGUGCCAUCCUUCUAGGACUUUGUUGGAUCACGGACAGUGAGCCUCUCAAAAUUGACCUGGGGGAAGAUGCGGCUAGUUGGAACGGGAAUCGAUGAUUCGGACACCCGGUUCAAUGCAGCUCUCCCACAGCGACUUGGACCUCAAGACCCUAUUCUAGUCCCUGUCUAUUUCUGGUAGCGCAGCAACACCCCACUGGGUGGACGCGGAGGGCGUGGCUCACCUAUGCCAGAACCAAUUAGAAAGGAGGCCAGGAUGCCGACUCCGCCCCUCGACAUGACGCAGGGCCCCCGGACAGAGGCUUCACAGCCCGGGCCCCAGUCCUUGCAGUGGCUGUAACAAAACCCAGACCCCCAGGUCCCGGCCAAUGGAGGCGAUUUAGACUGGAACAGGACCGCGUCUGUCAAAAGCUCGACUCCGCAACACCGCGGAGUCCAGAGGAAGAGCUGGAGCCGCCGCUCUGCCUCCCCGCCCCCGCCGGGAUUUAUUGAGUAUUUGGACUGGACAAUUAAGUGGCCCUGAUGAUGUUACCAAGCCCGGUCACCUCCACCCCUUUCUCAGUCAAAGACAUUUUGAAUCUGGAGCAGCAGCAGCACUUCCACGGAGCUCACUUGCAGGCGGAGCUGGAGCAGCACUUCCACUCGGCUCCCUGCAUGCUGGCUGCGACUGACGGGACACAGUUUUCUGAUGCAGGGGAGGAGGACGAGGAAGAAGAGGGAGAGAAACUGUCCUAUUUGAACUCACUAGCUGCUGCCGAGGGCCACGGAGAUUCAGGUCUCUGUCCACAAAGCUAUGUCCAUACAGUCCUUCGAGACUCCUGCAGCAGGCCCAAGGAUCAAGAAGAGGAGGUUGUGAGAGAACGGAGCCAAAAAAGCUGCCAGCUGAAGAAGUCUCUAGAAGCGACGACAGACUGUAAGGCGAACGAGGACGGCGAGAGACCGAAGCCGCGCAGCCGCCGGAAGCCGAGGGUGCUCUUCUCUCAAGCUCAGGUCUUCGAGCUGGAGCGCAGGUUCAAGCAGCAGCGGUACCUGUCGGCGCCCGAGCGCGAGCACCUCGCCAGCAGUCUGAAGCUCACGUCCACGCAGGUGAAAAUCUGGUUCCAGAAUCGCAGGUACAAGUGCAAGAGACAGCGGCAGGACAAGUCCCUGGAGCUAGGGACGCACGCGCCGCCGCCACCACCUCGCCGCGUGGCAGUGCCGGUGCUGGUGCGGGAUGGCAAGCCGUGCGUCACACCCAGCGCGCAGGCCUAUGGCUCGCCCUACAGCGUGGGCGCCGGAGCCUAUUCCUACAACAGCUUCCCCAGAAACCGGGGCCCGCUGUUGGUUGCCAAAAGACAAACCUGCCACGCGCAGCUCCGUAGGGUGGGGCUGGGGGGCGGGCGCUUCGGUGGAGAACCGCCUGCAGAGGCGGGAAGGUUCGAGGACGGAGUCUGCUUACUUGUCCUUGGCUUCAGCGUUCGGAGUCUCGGAGGGGACUUCCUGGUCAACCGCUCCCAACUCUAG
Myodes glareolus (Bank vole) is the source of this 2680-nucleotide messenger RNA. The record is from RefSeq and is a predicted model, not a curated record. NCBI's taxonomy places the organism in Eukaryota, Metazoa, Chordata, Mammalia, Rodentia, Cricetidae.